Messenger RNA from Notothenia coriiceps (black rockcod), 2744 nucleotides. Its product is annotated as tripartite motif-containing protein 2-like. NCBI's taxonomy places the organism in Eukaryota, Metazoa, Chordata, Actinopteri, Perciformes, Nototheniidae. The record is from RefSeq and is a predicted model, not a curated record. Gene Ontology annotation, biological process: protein polyubiquitination; proteasome-mediated ubiquitin-dependent protein catabolic process. Gene Ontology annotation, molecular function: protein binding; ubiquitin protein ligase activity. Bases 1 to 1803 code for a protein of 600 amino acids. The transcript has 11 exons.
AUGACUAACACACUCUAUGCGCUCUAUCUCUAUAGACUCCCUGAGAUCUCGGACGCCUUGUCUUUUGUCCGGGAGAUCCUUCAGCAGCUGACCAAUCAGAGAGCUUCUAUCGACGAGGACAUCCAAUCGAGUUUCGAGGAUCUUCACAAGCAGCUGGACGUCAGAAAGAGCGUCCUGCUGAUGGAGCUGGAGGUCACCUACGGCCUGAAGCAGAAGGUGCUCCAGGCCCAGGUGGAGAGCCUGGUCCUGGGGGAGGGGGCCCUCUCGGCCUCCCUCUCCCAGGCGGAGGAGGCCCUCUCUGGGGAGGCGUGUGCCGCCGGGCUGCAGGCGGAGCAGCAGCUGCAGCAGAGACUCGGGGAUCUGACCGGCCUCCGCCUGACCUGUGAGCCGCAGGAGAACGACCAGCUGGACCUCAUCCUGGAGACCGACGGCAUGCGCAAGAGCAUCCACAACCUGGGCACCAUCGUCACCACCAGCGCGGUGGCGAGCCAGAGCGAGGCCAUGGGCGCCGGUUUGGAGCAGUGCAUUGUGGGACAUCCUGCCUCGGUGACCAUUGUGACGAGAGACAAGUCGGGGGGAGCAUGCAAGAGCGGAAACGCCAUCAUGUCCGCCGAGGUCUUCACCCCGGACGGCAGCAUCGUGGACGGGGAGAUUUUGGACCACAAGAAUGGGACAUACGAGUUUGUUUACACGGUGCCGAAGGAGGGUGACUUCUCAUUGGCUCUCCGUCUGUACGACCAGCAUAUCAAAGGAAGCCCCUUCAGGCUGAACGUCAACAAGUUCCUGGAGGCCGAUGUGGAGGUGUCCCCCUCCACCACCACAGCCACCAACUCUGCAGCCUACGCCACCCCCUCCACGGGCUCCUCUGAGGGGGCAAAGAGACGAGGGAAGUCCCCCGGCCAGAAGAAGAAGGGCUCCAAGAGGGCGAGCAGCGCCUUGGGGACCCCGAGACGCAAGACCCAGAACCCCAUUGAGGACGACCUGAUCUUCAGGAUCGGAUCGAAGGGGAGGAAUAAAGGAGAGUUCACCAACCUGCAAGGAGUGGCUGCUUCCUCCAGUGGCAGGAUACUGAUAGCUGACAGCAACAAUCAGUGUGUCCAGAUUUUCUCCAAUGAGGGGGAAUUUAAGAGUCGUUUCGGUGUUCGGGGGCGCUCUCCAGGCCAGCUGCAGCGUCCCACCGGCGUGGCCGUGCAUCCCACCGGUGAUAUCAUCAUCGCCGACUACGACAACAAGUGGGUCAGCAUCUUCUCCAGCGAGGGGAAGUACAAGACAAAGCUUGGCUCCGGUAGACUGAUGGGGCCAAAGGGCGUGACGGUGGACCAGGAAGGUCACGUGAUCGUGGUUGACAACAAAGCGUGCACCGUCUUCAUCUUCCAGCUGACCGGCAAGCUCGUCUCCAAGUUCGGAAGUCGAGGAAACGGUGACAAGCAGUUUGCAGGUCCGCACUUUGCAGCAGUGAACAAGAACAACGAGAUCAUCGUGACUGACUUCCACAACCACUCUGUGAAGGUUUUCACUCCGGAGGGCGAGCUGGUGAUGAAAUUUGGCUCUAAUGGUGAGGGAAACGGCCAGUUCAACGCUCCCACUGGUGUAGCCGUGGACGUCAAUGGGAACAUCAUCGUAGCCGACUGGGGAAACAGCAGAAUACAGGUGUUUGACGGUAGCGGAUCCUUUCUAUCCUACAUCAACACGUCCGCGGACCCUCUGUACGGACCCCAGGGUCUGGCUUUGACCUCAGACGGACAUGUGGUCGUGGCAGACUCUGGAAACCACUGCUUCAAAGUCUAUCGCUACCUGCAAUAAUGGAGGAUUGGAGGAAAGGCGGUUGGAGGGAGUGGUUGUUGGAGUGAAGGGAGAUGGUGCACGUCGUCACAUUUCUAGGAAUAAUUGCAUGAACCUCUACCAUCACAUUGGAACAAGGGAUGGGUAUGAAAAAGGAAGAAGCAAAGAAGAAGGAUUACCCAUCAUUACAUCAACAGACCACAACGAAACUUUGAUCUAGUUUUCUCAUCUUUAAAGAUUAGGAUAAAGUUCCAUCAUCAGCUAUCGUGUGAAACGGUGAAUCACAGAUAACGGUGGGACAACGAUUGGUCUUUGAACUACAUAUCCCUAACGUUUGAAGACAGAUGAAGACAGAGGGGAAAUGGAAAGAUGGUGGAUUCAAGGGUUUGCUGCCCUCGUGCAACAUCGGGAAAUAUCUUAGAAUCACGCAGGAUGGAGUAAAAACAGUUAUGCAAAAACUGAUUCAGGAUGUCACUCUCUAUAAGUCCCUCUUUCUCCCAGGGGGCAUUAUUAGAAAAGGAAAAUGGAGGAAGAACAAAGACAGGUUGCAAGAGGAGGUGAAAAACGUACUUGGAAACCACAACUUCCUAAACCCAAAAAUAGGAGAAGAGGAUCAAAGAAGUAUCAAAGGUGUGAGUGUAUAAAUAAAGGCCUCUGUGUUGAAGGGAAUUGAUCGGAAGAUGAAAGGUGUUCUAAUGUUCUGCCUUGUUAUGUAUGCAAUAGACAAAUGAUAGCCGCUAAGCUAAAAGAGGUCUACGUCUUAGUUUGACAUUCAGGUCAUUACCACACAUGAACAAAACGGUUCUGACGCUGUCGAUUACAUUUGGGAAUCAACUCUAACAUGUUGAAGCUACUAUUAGCUAGCAACUUUUAGAGCUUGUCCGGUCGCCCUUGAGCAAAUUACUUCCAGCAGAAAAAGACUAGUGAACGUUAAAAUCCGUAAAUAUGCAACAAGAAAUCAC